Vombatus ursinus (common wombat) is the source of this 760-nucleotide messenger RNA. Its product is annotated as interleukin-36 alpha-like. NCBI's taxonomy places the organism in Eukaryota, Metazoa, Chordata, Mammalia, Diprotodontia, Vombatidae. The record is from RefSeq and is a predicted model, not a curated record. Gene Ontology annotation, molecular function: cytokine activity; interleukin-1 receptor binding. The transcript is spliced from 5 exons. The coding region runs from base 101 to 760 and encodes 219 amino acids. Gene Ontology annotation, biological process: inflammatory response to antigenic stimulus; cytokine-mediated signaling pathway; cellular response to lipopolysaccharide.
GAACCUAUCUGGGCCUCUGAGACUGAAGGAAACACAGCUCAAGUCCUCAGGAACAUAAGAAUUGGUGGUUAGUUCAGGUACCGCAAGGAUCCAUUUAGCCAUGGAAAUGAAUGAUGGGCCUUCAGGCAGGGAAAACACCAGGGACUUCAUGAAAUUUUCCUCUGCAGAAAUGGAUUACAAAUCAACUCAGGGGUUUGAUAGAAUUCUCUCUAAAAUAGCAUUCCCUAACCCAAGAAUCUGGGGAAAUUUACUGUGGAAUUCUCAGGAGUCACAAUCCAUAGAACAACCUCCUCUUGUGAAAAUUCAUGACAUCCAUCAACAAGUCUGGAUUCUUCUGGAUGGGACACUUAGAACAACUCCCUAUGAAGAUAAUGUGAACCCAGUUACUCUGGAGGUAUUACCAUGUAGAGAUGACUCCCUUCCUAAAGGCAAAGGGCAGCCUAUUUACCUGGGCAUAAAGGCAUCAGGCUUUUGUCUGUGUUGUGCAAUGAGUGGAGAGCAGCCCACACUGCAGUUGGUGGAGAAGAACAUAGCAGACCUGUACAAAACACCUGAGGCAGUGAAGCCUUUUGUCUUUUACCUGAAUCAGACUGGCAGCACCUCUACCCUUGAGUCAGCUGCCUACUCUGGCUGGUUCAUCAGCACAUCUUUAUACAAAAACCAACCUGUUACCCUCACCCAAAACUUAAGAAGCCAGUAUAAUACCGACUUCUUUUUAAAAAUAGAAAACCCCAAAUUGGAGCCCCAUGUCUCUACAUAG